Symbiodinium sp. CCMP2592 is the source of this 6433-nucleotide messenger RNA. Lineage: Eukaryota; Dinophyceae; Suessiales; Symbiodiniaceae. The record is from the annotation of a GenBank genome assembly.
GCGCGCUCCGCGCCCGGGUGAGGAAGAAGGGCGCACUCCGCGCCACGAUUUGUCAGAGACCGAAUCGGAGGAAGAAGACAACCCGUGCCAGGCCGAUGCGAUCGCCUGGAAAGAGGGCACGCAGACGAAAAGGCUCAGCAAAGAGCGCUGCAAAGACGAGAGCUACGACCUUUCAAAGACCAGAAGAGCUUGCUCAGUCGAGGGCUGUGGGAAGGUCGCCCAGACGGUGAAGGGAAGCCAGAAAGAGGUCCAUCAGCCGUGGCGCGGAGCGCGCCCGGCCGCAUUCGCAGGAUGCCACACCCAAGCGCGGAACGCGGAUCAGGUACUCACGGGGUUGACCUGGGAAGAGAUCGCGGGGAUACCGGAUGAAGAUCUUCGAAAAAGGGCCAUAUUUCUCAAGCAAAGAGGCGCGACGCCCGGCCCAACUUCAGGUGGACCGGACAGGAGCGCCUCCAGAACCGAUGCACCAGACGACAGCCAGGCCCUGUUCGCGUAUAUGGAAGCGAGACUCCAGGGGAAGGGGCACGACUCAGCUGUCGAGGUGUCCGAGGUGGACGGCAGGACUCCGUCCGAGAGACAGAGGCGUCUCCGGGAACUGGCACGGAGGCAUUGCAUACGAAUUACCAGCGAACUACCGGCCGAGGCCAGCAAAUUCAUUUGGGAACUAGCCCAACCGCAGGUCUCGACAGACGGGCAGCCAGGAGGAGGUUUCUACCCGUGGACCGCUUCGGACCCGGGUCCUCCUUCUCACCACCAGAGCAGGACAAGUCCGUGGGCUGCUCCAGCCCCGGAACGUCCGUGGGCAGCCCAGGGCUCGGAUCAUCGGCCAACCGCUCAGGCAUUGUUCAGGCAAAACCCCGGAGCAGGGGGAGCUGGGGGCAGAACUGAUGCGGUAGAUGCGCUGGCCCAGGCCACCAGGGCUUUCCGAGCAGGAGCCUUCACGGAUGCAGAGGCACCCGCAGCAGACGAGACGACUAAAGCCCUCCAGGCGAUAGCCAAAAGCCUGACCUCCAAGGAAGACGCCCUCGCACAGGAGCGAGGUAAACUGGCAUCAAUUGGGCGAUUGGAGGAGAGGCUUGUGUUUUUGCUCCGGGGCUGCGACUCCCUGAGUGUCACUCUCUGCCCUGGCGUGGUAGGGAAAGAACUCUUUCAUGCGCUUCGCAUCGCAGGGACGCAAGCGAGACCUCAGUUGCGGAAGAUCGAGUUCCCCUGCAACAUUCAAAACCGGCACAGCUAUGGAUUUGCGGCCCUGCAGCUGGGAGGGAAAACGCUCAACACGCUGCCGGAGUACUGCCUAUCGGCCGGAGAUUUUCCACUCACCUCGGAGGAAGAUUUCGACAACUACGGGGGCUCACCUGACCUCAAACUCGAACGUAAAGGUCGGUACCCUAACACGCUGACCUCAUGGUUCAGAGCCGCCCUCCGCCAGUCUUGGGCCUUCUCCUGUCUCUUUGGAGAGGAAUAUUACCCCGUGCUCGAAAAGGCCGCUUCACAUCUGUUGCGCUUAGGGGAACAACAUGGCUAUGCCUGGCCAGCGUCCGCAGUCUACGGUGCAUGGGAAGAACUUUGGGCCCGUUUUUGCGAAGAAGCACGGGAGUUGGAUCGUCGCAUUCGCAGAGCCAUGCAAGACGAGACUCCUACCUUCGCCCGACUCAAGUUCUUCGCCCUGUCCCCUGGUCCAGACGGGCAGCCCUGGCUCCAACUGCCGGGUACCUUUCGCCUUGACGACGAUACCCAAUACUUCUGCACCGAUAUGUUGCCGCGCAUGCAGCGCCAACUCUCUCGAGCGUGUUGGGCCGGCGCACAGAAGAAGGGCAACACCGGGGGUCGGGCUGCUGGAGAAGGGGAUGCCACCGAGGCGGCGGAUAAAGCCGCCCCACCAAAACUUCUCGGUCCCAGCCUCACGCCCAAGGAAGCGGCCGCUCCUAAGUGGACGACCCUGGACUACACGGUCCAGCUCCAGUUGCUGCGCCGAGGGGGCCUUAAGGGCUCUAAGGCCAAGACAGGGGACGAAGUCGACCGUGAGUUCACCCGAGUACGGGCGGAGCAAGCUGCGAAAGCCGCCGCUGCUAAGCAGGAAGGUAUCGCAGCUGCUAAGGCCAAGGCUUCUACCACACAGAGGACCACUCCAGCUGCGGGCACGGGCAACACUGACCGCACCUCUCGAGCGGGAGAACGAGUACCCGAACAGACAGGACAUGUUGUGGCAGAUUUGGAUAAUGUCCUGCCCACCGACCGUGAAGAAACCCUGGGCGCACUUCUCAAAGACGAAGGCAGCAACUGGUGGCGCGACGUCGAUGCCGACGCCGCUACUCUUACCUGCCCUAGCUCAAAAUUUGAGAAGUCGGCGCGAGCGGACGCGGCUGAACCCGCCCUGGGGCCUUAUCCCACUGGACUGGUGGGUGUCUACCUGCGCAAUCGCCUUCUACGCCUCCGCGAGGAAACGGGUCGUGCCCCCGAGCUUGAGGAUGUUACGCACCUGUUGGAGGAAGCUGUCUCCCUGGGUGGCCCAGAGCUGUCUGAAGAAGCCGCCCGCCUCCUUGAGGAACGCGGCGUCCACCGCAAGGCCGGCGAGUCCCCCCUGGUGCAGCUUUCAGGUCUUACAUGGAAUUCCACCAUCGGGGCCGGAACGCUCACUUGGAAGGGCGUCGGUCACUGGGCCAUGUACGACUACCAAGACCAGCUUCCCCUCUCUUCUGAGGCAUGCGAACAGAUGGGAUUUGCCGCCGCCUGCGACGAGCCUAAGGCCACACCGGACCAGCCUCUCCCCACACCCGAGGCGGUUUGGGCUCUCGCCUCCGAGUGGAGAGUCCGGUGGUGCUCGCAGGCACGAGUCGCCGAGGACUCUCUGGGGCCAACGCCCGAACGGCUCACGCAGGCCGAAGCGGAUGUCCGAGUGUUCCACCACGACCUUCUCCAUUUUGGGCACGACCGCGACUACCGCACUUUGGUUGCCCACCCUUUGGAGGAGUGGGAGUGCCUGGGCUUGGCCGUCCUGCGCCUCGACGCUUAUAUGCGGCCCAGCGUCGAGGUUGUCUGUGGCCGCCGCUAUAGCGGUAAAGCUGAGGACACCCGGUGGGUGCUGGUGCACCGUGGCCACAUGCGUUUGCUGGUUCCCGACGAGUCCUGCUUGCCGCCCUUGGGGAGCCGCGAGCUCGAGGCCGCUGGCUGGGAGGCGUACCUUGAGGAGGCGGAGGGCUCUCCGCUUCUCGACGCGGGGCCAGCCCCUCCCGCUGCUGGUGUUGGGGCCUUCCACCGCACACGCCGCCUCCGAUUGUGCCUGGGCCCUUUGCCAGACGCCGCUGCCGCUGCCGCCGCUCUGACAUACAUUACCGAAGGAGGCGUCUCUUGCCUCUGGCUACUCCCCGCCGCGCUGCCGCCGGGUCCGCCUGCCGACGAGUGGUCUUCUGUUUUGCGGCUGGCCGCCGCGCAGUUGCAAACCGGUGGGCGCUGCGUGCUCGAGGCUCCCCUCUACCGGCGGGCUUGGACCGACAAGGCCACACGCAUCCAACUUGCCGGCGCGUGUUGGCAUGCCGAACGCCUGCCCAGCCCCUUGUUGGGCCCGGCCGGCGGAGUUACUAUGUUGCGCGCGUCUUUCUGCGUGCCCCCUGGGCUCGCCGCGCUUUGUAGUACCGGGGGGGGGGAGGAGGAUUUUGCUUCCAAAAUGCAAAGGCUGAAGACCGUUCUUGAUAACCCUGCGGGGGAGGCUGAGCGAAAAAGCCAAGAAGCUGACCUCUCUGAGGGAACAGGUGACUCCGUCAGGUGCGGAAAGCUGUUCGCCGACUCCGGCCCGCUCCUGGGGCCUCCGCCGUCCUGGCUGCCUAAGAGCCUCUCCAAAGAAGCAGAAGAGGCGGCGGAGGCCUACCUGCAGAAGGUGCACCAGGUUGAGUACUCUUUGGAAGCGUGGAACGGUGCCGUGCAAGCGGGAACGACCCUCCUCAGGCUUUGUGGAGGAUGGAAGGAGACGGUGGGAGCGCUGCGCUACGCGUGGAGGGCUCGGGGAGAAGAUCACUUCGCAGGGCUCUUUGAUCACGACCUCGACAGUCACCUUCCGGAGGAUCUCCUUGCGUGGGUUAGAAGAGUUGCCCAGGAAGGGGUAAAGGCCGAGUACCGUGGCACGCAGCGUGACGCCACGCGAGGACGAGUGCUCUUGAUGAGCCCGGGCCCCGACGAGGAGGACCUGUUAGAUGGGGUGGACGACCAUUUUCCAGCCAUCCAACCCAGAUACGCAGAGGUGGUAAGGCUGGUGAUGUGGUACAAGAGCCGGUACCCCGGCGUCCGCAUCCUUUUGGCGAAGAAAGACGUCUCGGAAGCCUUUAAGGACUACCCGGGACAGCCGUGGCGACGCUUCGCGCCCGGUUACGGUCUUGUACCUCGCUAUGAGUGGGAGGACGACGCAGAGGCCCUGGUGCGCCUGUGGCUUGGAGGAAAACUCGAGGGUAGGUCCACGACCCGCUGCUCCGGUAUGGGUGGCAAAGGCAACCAGAAAGGAAAGGGAGCCCACAAAGGGCGCAGAGACCAGGAGAAGCUGGAGCGUCUCCGUGGCUCGUUUCGAGCCCGGAGUGACGCUGACCGGCGAAGACUGGUCAAGAUCCUCAGACACGAGGCUGCCCUCCUGGGUCUUCCGAUCCGCGAAGACGGAUGGGUCUCGUUGAAGGACAUCAACGAGUGCGUCGGAACCAUAUCCGGCGAAGAUGCCGCCCGAAUCAUUGGGCGAGACGAGAAAGAUAGGCUAAUUCUUUCUCAAGAGGGUGAAGAAGUGUGGGUGGCGGCCGUGUCAGGUCACACCAUAGCAGGGGUUGUGGGGCCUGGCCGAGAGCUGCCCCUACAGGAGGUCCCAGAGGUGCUUGUGCACGGCUCCUACGCGCGGCACAGCAACAACAUCCUCAAGGAAGGAGCCGCUCGGUACGCCCAGGUUCGGUUCCUUCUUACCACCAAUGACAUCUACCUGGCGCCGGACGGAAUACCAGAUCGAAUCCUGGCGGAAAGGGACGAGGAGAUGGAGCUGAUAGAAGUCGCCGAGCAGAGGAACUCAGACCAGUACCCUCCCGAGGGCAGCCCCAAGAGUGAUGAGCCGAUGUCUUCCGUGGAGCGUUCCGCUCCCGGAAUAGCAGAGGCCACGCUCGAGGGUCUGAGCGCCCCAGGGGCAGCAGCCCAAGAAGCAGUACUGAAGGAAGAGCAAGCUGCGCCAGGGCAAAGCGCCUCUACGUCCGCCGAGGCGCGUUUCGCGCCCGGCGAAGGCGAAACACAGGCGAUCUGGGGCCCAAAGGUUGAAGAAGGAGGUCCCUUGCAGCCUCUUGUGGACGCCGCCCAGGCGUUGGGGGAGGUGGCUCUUGCAGAGCCAGAGGCCAUCGCGCUGAAGGUCGACCCGGACACGUUGACGGCGGAAAUCGGUAAGAUGUCGUUGGAAGAUGAAGACCCGGAUUGGUCUGGCGACGAGGCCGAAAUUCCGGUAGCAACUGCCUUGCCGGGAGAGGCUGCGUCCAGCUCCACCAAACAAGAGGAGGGCAGGGGAACCAAGAAGGAACUCGAGCUCGACGAGACAGAGGAACCCCCACGCCGCCGCAAAGUGGUGUUGGCUACCGGCCAGUUGUCGCUUUUCCGGGCCCUGGCCGCUGCCAACGCGUCCAACUGGUCCGGGGUUCAGCGUGCUCUCAGAGAAGCCCAGGGGUCGGGCGAGGUGGAGAACGUUACGUCUCUGGCGCAAGCGUUCUCCAAGAACCGCGACGCCUGUGCGCAGGCGGCCUCGAGGGCGGCAGCCCUCGCAGAGCUCGAGGGCGCAGAAGCCGCCUACUUCGCGGCGCUCCCCCCGGCCUUGGCAGAACUGGAGCGCAAAAACCCAGUGAGGCCCAGCAUGGAUAAAAGCCUCGGGUGGAUCAACCACGCACGCUUCCUGCAGGACAAGGAAGCCGCCGGAGUGUGGGUGGCACGCAGAAAGGAGAAAUCCCGCUUGCGAGCUGCUGCACACCGAGCGGCUCAGCAGUCUGCUGAAGGCGUCGGCGCAGGGGCGCAAGACCCGGUCCGCGACCAGGCGGACGCAGCCAGCCACCUCAACUUUCAAAUGAACGAGGCGGCAAGGGACAACCUGCGGCGCUUCCAGGCUGAGCUGCGAGCUGGGGAGCUAGACGCCCCGAUGCGAGCCGCAGUAGCUCAGAAGCGCAAGCCUGAGUCCGAGCGUAGGCGACGCAUCAAAUGGGCUAGGUUCUGCGAAAAGCAAGGGAAAACCAGGAAGUACGACCCCACGGAACGCUCACUCGGGUUCACCCCGCCUCAGGAAGGCCAUGCCGUGGCCCGCUUCGGGCCCGGCAGGUGCCCCACGGAGGACGGGCUGGAGCACCGGGGGAUUCCUGGCCCUUUGGGGGAUGGUCGCUACCUACAGCAUACAGCCAGCGAAUGCACUGCCGAGACCCACCAGCCUUCCACUCGGGAUUAA